Drechmeria coniospora is the source of this 981-nucleotide messenger RNA. Its product is annotated as F1F0 ATP synthase assembly protein Atp11. The record is from RefSeq and is a predicted model, not a curated record. Gene Ontology annotation, biological process: mitochondrial proton-transporting ATP synthase complex assembly. The transcript has a single exon. Lineage: Eukaryota; Fungi; Ascomycota; Sordariomycetes; Hypocreales; Ophiocordycipitaceae. The coding region runs from base 1 to 981 and encodes 326 amino acids. Gene Ontology annotation, cellular component: mitochondrion.
AUGGCAUCUAUUCGGAUCCCGAGCCUACGCCACCUGGCCACCUGGCCUCUGCACACCGUUCGCAGUCCCGGCCAGCGACGUUCGGCUCGCUUCCUCGACGUGCGCUUCCUCGUCACCACGCCGCCCUCGCAGGUUGUCAUCGACAAGUACCGCACGAGACUCGAACAAAAGGCCAAGAAGGAGGGACUGGACGGUAUCGAGGGCUUGAAGAGUGCCUACGCAGACAAGAUCGAUGCCGAGCGCAGGAGGGGCGCUGUCGAGUUUCCCGUAGCGAGCCGCCCUACGGCCCCGUCUCCUGAGAGGACGUCGCAGCCGUCGGAAACGACAUCGAAACCUCCACCGUCUCGAGCCUCGAAUUCUCCCCUGCCGAGUGCUGAAAAGCCGGCGAUCAAGACGUUGGACCAGAUCGUCGACCUCGACAAGGUGCGCGGCCUGCCGGAGAAGGAGCUGGCGGCCAUCUGGCGGCUGCGGCACGCCGACUCUCCGCAGCGCAUCUGCGCCAUGAUCCCGGCGGCCACCUACCAGGCGAUGGAUGACGUGGCCCGCACGUCGCCGCAGUUCGUCCUCCCCGUGCCGCACGAGAGCCAUGGCGCCGAGAUGCACUUUCUACAGUGGACCUUCGACCCGGCCACCAAGACGAGCACCGUGCUCUUCACCCAGCUCGCCGAGUACAAGUCGAGGGGAGAAUUUGCUCAGCCGCACACGACCAUCACGCAUCACUUGGACCUCGCGGCCGACAAGGGCGUCGUCUUGAUGCAGGGUCAGGUCGUCGACGGUCGCGGCGUGCAGCCCGAGCAUGCCAAGUGGUUGGUCCUGGGCCUGCAGCGCUUCUACGGCGGGUGGGAGAGCGGCGAGGGCGAGCUCACGGGGGAGCGAAAGGAGAGGGCGCAGGAGCGGAAGAAGUUGCUCGAGUGGUUCUCGAGCGGCGACUCGCGUUUUAGCGUGGAGAAGCUUCUUGAAGAGGCCGAGAGGAUGGGUUAG